Messenger RNA from Cyphellophora attinorum, 1761 nucleotides. RefSeq names its product Alpha-1,2-mannosyltransferase MNN23. The record is from RefSeq and is a predicted model, not a curated record. Bases 1 to 1761 code for a protein of 586 amino acids. Gene Ontology annotation, cellular component: Golgi apparatus. Gene Ontology annotation, biological process: mannan biosynthetic process. Gene Ontology annotation, molecular function: alpha-1,2-mannosyltransferase activity. The transcript has a single exon. Lineage: Eukaryota; Fungi; Ascomycota; Eurotiomycetes; Chaetothyriales; Cyphellophoraceae.
AUGGCAAGCAUCGGGGCGCGAGCAACGCGCAGAAUGCUUGCAGGCGCAGUGCUUGCGCUCAUUUUCUUGUCGUUAUGGUACAUAGAUACUCCAGGUACUUCGGUGACAGUGGAGGGGCAAUCAGGCUCACAAAACCCCUUGAUGCACAACGAGAACGACAGUGACAACAUCAACGAUAACGACGACGAUAAUAACGACGACGACGACAACAAAAACGACGGACACGAGAAAUGGUCGCAUAUCCCAAGCCAUCUACACGGCAAGACUCACGAUCUCACCAAACUUCCACCUCAGAUUUUACACCUACACAGCGAUCUGCAUCAUCUGCACAACAACGAUGAAUUUCUCCCAUACAUCGCUGGCAUCAGCAGUGUGCCCAAUUUGACAGUUAGCACUGCAUACGGGACUUGCAAGUUUACUGAUGAAGAAAUGGGCUCAUUCGUUUACAACAAUGAUGCCCCGUGGGUGCUCGAGCCCACAGCAGACGACCAGAUUGUGUCGUUGAGAGAAGCCUGGCAGUCGUACGUGAAGCGAGGUCUCAUUCCCUGGGAAGCAGUCAAGGACAGGUACAGCGGCAAGGGAAUAGUGAUUGUUGGCGGUAAGGGCGCGGAUGUUAAGCGAAUUGUGGUCGCUUUAAGAGCGUUGCAGAAGCACGGAAGCAAGCUGCCUGUCGAAAUCAACUACUUUGACGAUGAGCUGGUCGAUACCACACGUCAGGCGCUCACAGAUAUCUACGGCGACAAGCUACUGUUCAACGACCUGGCGGCCGAAGACCAACCAUGGGCAACAUUCAAAGUGUUUAAAGACAACUACCAGCUCAAGACCGCAGCGCUGGUCAACAGCAGAUUCUCAGAAAUGCUACUACUCGACUCGGACAACAUCCCAACAAGGGAUCCUGCCACACUCUUCGAAUCCAAAGCCUACAAAGAAUUCGGCAGCGUCUUUUGGCCAGACUUUCCAAGAACACGGAAGGAGCACCCAGCCUGGGCAGCUUUCAACACUCCCUGUCGACGUGGCGAGUACGAGUUCGAGACUGGCCAGGCUCUGAUCGACAAGCGUAGACAUUUCUACCAUCUACAGUUCGCGGCCUGGAUGAACACACAGCCGUACUGGAGGGAAAUGCUCCUUGGCGACAAAGAUCUCUUCAGAUAUGCGUGGCAUGCGUUAAAGACAGAUUUCGGCACGCCAUUCAAAUGGCUGACCAGCAUAGGAUUCUAUGCCGAGCAACAGGACGGCGAGGGCUCAAAGCUGGCUUACUGUGGACAUACCUUUGGACAGUCAUUCCCGGAUCAUGACAAGGACAGUGCUGGCAGUGGCAUCGCGUUCUUGCACGGCGGCGCGCUAAAGACUGUUGGAGGACCGCUGUUGGCUCGAUUGAGGAAGUUGAAGGGCGGGAUCUUCACGCAUUUCAAACGGGUCAAGGUCGAGACGCUGGAAGAUUGGUCGCAGGUUGAGUAUGGUGUCACUUUGGAGCAUUGGCGGGCUGGGUGGUAUUACAAUUUCACGAAGGAGAUUAAGGCUGCAGACCUGCUGAGCCCGUCCGAUGAUUUCGACCUUGAUGGCAAGCCGAUGGGUGAAGCAGGGCUACAGGCCAUGGAAUUGGGCGAAGCAGAUAUGAAUAAGGUCGUGUUGUGCACGGACUUUGCGUUCGUGGAGCCAAGACCGAUUGCGGAACUUGGUGAGGAUGCGACGAAGUUCGAGCAGCUGUAUGAAGAUAUUGGUGGCUAUUGGGCGAUCGAAUUUGGAUAUCAUGGCUGGUAG